Molecule: messenger RNA, 3096 nt
Organism: Cydia splendana
Lineage: Eukaryota; Metazoa; Arthropoda; Insecta; Lepidoptera; Tortricidae
Exons: 12
Coding region: 1-3096 (1031 amino acids)
Biological process (GO): proteolysis
Molecular function (GO): zinc ion binding; metallocarboxypeptidase activity
Source: RefSeq, a predicted model, not a curated record
AUGGCGCAAUGCCGAUCACUCUCCAUUGCAAACAUGGAGUUUAAACUACUGUUUCUUGUAUUACUUGUAGCCGCAACAGCUUACGCUGAACCAAAAAGCUAUGAAGGCUAUAAAGUUUACAAAGUUGUUCCCAAAACAGCUGAUGAAGUGGAAAGUCUGCUCAAAGUGAAAAUAAGUGGUGUAUCCGAGUUUUGGGAUGAGAGUGUUGAUGUAAACCAAAUUGUAAAGAUAAUGGUAUCGCCAGCACAUGAAGCAGAGUUUAUUGAAAUUCUACAAAGAAAUAAGAUUGAAGCGACGCUAGUGAUUGACGAUGUGCAAAGAGCCAUCGAUGACCAGAUAAUUCCGGUCUCCAGACGUAAAGGAAGCGGUAGCAGCAGUGGUAGACCCAGUAGUGGUAGUAGUGUAAGUGGUAGACCAGGGUCUACCGGUAGCAGCAGCAGUGGUACAGGAACCACCGGCAGCAAUGGCUUUUUAACCUAUUACGCGUAUACAACUGCAAGUCUUCGUCGUAACAGAAGAACGUAUCAACGUAAUGCCGACACAUUAUUCUCAUUCACAUGGGACAGAUACCACACAUUAGAUACCAUAUAUUCCUGGCUUGAUGAAUUAGCAGAGGCUUUCCCAAACAUUGUGAAAACAGUAGUCAUGCCAGGUCAAAGCGUAGAAGGUAGAGAGAUCAAAGGAAUCAUCAUUGACUACCACCCAGAGAGAACGGAGAAGAAAAUUGGUAUGUUUGAGGGCGGACUUCAUGCUAGAGAGUGGAUUUCACCAGCAACUGUUACAUGGAUAAUUAAAGAGUUUUUGGCGAGCGAUGACCCUGAAGUUGUAGCGUUGGCUACCAGUUUCGAAUGGCAUAUCUUCCCUGUUGUCAACCCUGAUGGAUACUCUUAUACCUUCACAGACCGAAGACUGUGGAGGAAGAACCGCAGUAGAGUUAAUUUCACCUCCUGUGUGGAGUCCGGUGUUGAAGAUGACUUGAGCAACGGCGUCGAUCUCAAUAGAAACUUCGAAUUUGAAUGGAACACGGCGGGAACAUCAGAGGAUCCCUGUUCUAACCUUUUCCCGGGGCCGUCACCAGCAUCAGAACCUGAGACUCAAGCCAUCCAACAAUACGUCCUGAAUCUAAGGCAGCAAGGAGAGAUCAUUUACUACAUUGCAUUCCAUUCCUACACUCAGUUAAUCGUCGUACCGUACAGUCAUCUGGAUGCGAACUGGUCGUUGCAGAUUCCAGAUUUUGCUAACAUGUUUGAAAUAGCUGCGAGAGCAGCUGACGCACUAGCAAGCAGGAACGGCACUACAUACAGAGUUGGUCUUUCAGUGGACGUUAUGUACUUGAUGAGCGGUACGAGUUUCGACUGGGUUAAGAGCACCGGUGUUCCAGUAUCUUACCUAAUAGAACUUCGAGAUGUGGGCGAAUACGGUUUCCUGUUACCGGCAGAACAAAUCAUCCCGAACAAUCUAGAAAUCAUGGAUGCUUUACUUGAGAUGGACAGAGCGACAAGAGAUCUAAAUAUUUACACGCGGCAAUCUUCUGCGGGAACCAUUGUGACGUCAGUGCUUUUGGUAGCAUUUGGUGUUAUAAUCACUGUGAUCUAUAUUACUAUUAUGAUAAAAUUAACGAUAAAACCUGAUAACGACAUUAAGAAGCACGACCUAAAUGCUUUUUAUUUAUGCGCGAUUAAAACAAAUCACACGUAUUCGGAAGGAGUUAAAAUGGUUUUCAAAGUAAUAGCCCUUUUGGGGCUCUUAGCUGUAGCAAAUGCUAUGGUGAGCUAUGAUAACUACAAAGUUUACAAUAUUGUGCCGAAGUCAGAAGCUGAAGUGCAAAUGCUUAAUGAUCUGAAGAAAGACGGUUAUGAAUUCUGGACGGAGAUAUAUGAAGUUGGCAGCGAAGUGAGAAUCAUGGUGGCUCCUGUUGAAGAUGAGGAGUUUUCGAGUUACGUCAAAAGUGUAAAUCUUGACGCGAAGGUUAGCAUUGCUAAUGUGCAAGAGUUAAUAGACGCUCAACUGAAGACCGCAAUCCCCAAUGCUAAUUCCCGCAGCAGUACACUGGGUGGCAUGUCUUGGGACAGAUACUACGGCUUGGAAAACAUCUACAACUGGUUGGAUGAGCUAGAAACUCUUUACCCUGAUGUGGUCACUACAAUCAAUAUUGGGAACACUUUUGAAGGCCGUCAGAUUAGAGGCAUCGUCAUUGACUUCAAGCCUGGUGAGAGAGGCGAAAGACCAUUGACGGCGAUGAUUGAAGCAGGCAUUCAUGCCAGAGAAUGGAUCGCACCAGCCACCGCUACAUGGAUCAUCAAAGAGUUUUUGACAAGUGAUGACCCUGCAGUCAGGAGCAUGGCGGAGACAUUCGUGUGGCAUAUUAUUCCGGUUGCUAACCCUGAUGGAUAUGUUUAUACUUUCACUGAUGAUCGAAUGUGGAGGAAAAACCGAAAUACCGCCAACCACGUCAUGUGUGGAACUAAUGCUGAUUCAGGCAAUGGUAUUGACUUGAACAGGAACUUUAACUUCCAAUGGAUGGUCACUGGGGCCUCAGCUAACCCGUGUGAUCAGACCUACGCCGGCCCCUCCGCGGCCUCCGAGCUCGAGACCCAAGCCAUCUCCAACUACGUCCUCACACUGCAAAGUACUAGCGAGCUUAUCUACUACCUGGACUUCCACUCAUACUCGCAAAUGAUCCUAGUGCCCUACAGCCACGUGAGUGGCAUUGACGUACUGCAGGCACCUAACUACGGUGAUAUGUUUGAAGUCGCUAUCCGCGCUGCAGAAAAGUUGGAGGCCAGGCAUGGAACGCGCUACACUGUCGGCACAUCUGAAGAAAUUUUAUAUGCUGUGACUGGAUCAAGCUUUGACUGGGUAAAGGGAGUCGUGGGCGUGCCGAUCGUGUACCUCUUCGAAUUAAGAGACGUCGGCUUCUACGGGUUCUUACUGCCCACAGAGGACAUUAUCCCCAAUAAUGAGGAAAUCAUGGACUCGCUUAUAGAACUGGAUAGGGUGACCAGACAGUUGGGUUACUAUUCUGGAGCAGGGACUGUCUUCAGUUCUGUUGUGUCGUUGGUUAUCUCUGCGUGCAUGUUGGUACUGCUCCAAUAA